AUGGCCGAGACUGCUGCUAAGAAGCUCAAGACCUCGUCCCCCUUGAUCGGGACACACAACGGUCACUUCCACGCCGACGAGGCGCUGGCCGUCUACCUGCUGCGUCUUCUGCCCGACUACGCCUCGUCGCCGCUGGUGCGCACUCGGGAUCCCGCCCAGCUCGAAGAAUGCCACACCGUCGUCGAUGUCGGUGGAGUCUACGACGCCGCCAUCAACCGCUAUGAUCACCACCAGCGAACCUUCUCCACCUUCUUCCCCAACCACGAGACCAAGCUCUCGUCGGCGGGUCUGGUCUACAUGCACUUUGGUCGCGCGAUCAUUGCCCAGCACAUGUCCCUGCCCCAGGACCACGCCGACGUGGACCUGCUGUACGAGAAGCUCUACACGGACUUCAUUGAGGCCAUUGACGCCAAUGACAACGGCAUCUCCGCCUACGACCCUGCCGCCGUCUCGGCUGCCAACCUGAAGAAGCGCUUCAAGGAUGGCGGUGUUACUCUUGCCUCUAUCGUGAACGACAUGAACAACCCCGAUGCGACCAGCCCGCCCGGCGAGCCCCAAGACGAGGAUAGCCUGUUCGGCCGCGCCAGUACCCUCAUCGGUAAAGUUUUCGUGCGCAAGCUGCACCAGGCUGCCAACUCCUGGCUUCCUGCCCGCACCACCGUUGGCAAUGCCUACAAGUCGCGUACCCAGACCCACUCCUCCGGCCGUAUUCUGGUGCUGCCUCAGGGCGGCGUCCCCUGGAAGGAGCACCUUUAUAACUUUGAGAAGGAUUCUUCCAUUGGCGAGGAUAUUGACCCUUCUGCGCAGGUCUAUUACGUGCUGUACCCUGAGAGCGAGGCUCCCGACGCCAAGUGGCGCGUGCAGUGUGUCUCCGAGUCUGAGGGUAGCUUUGUCUCCCGCAAGCCCCUUCCCGAGGCAUGGCGCGGUGUCCGGGACCAGGACCUGGAUGCUGUGAUGGCCGCCGAGGCUGAGAAAGCUGGCCAGGAGAAGCUUCCUGAGGGAGCCGUCUUUGUUCACGCCAGUGGAUUCAUUGGUGGUCACAAGACCAAGGAGGGUGCUAUGGCCAUGGCUGUCCGUAGCCUUGAUCUGUAG
Messenger RNA from Penicillium argentinense, 1092 nucleotides. Its product is annotated as MYG1 family protein. NCBI's taxonomy places the organism in Eukaryota, Fungi, Ascomycota, Eurotiomycetes, Eurotiales, Aspergillaceae. Gene Ontology annotation, cellular component: cytoplasm; nucleus. The coding region runs from base 1 to 1092 and encodes 363 amino acids. The record is from RefSeq and is a predicted model, not a curated record. The transcript is spliced from 2 exons.